UUAAGCCUGAUUAUAGAGAGGCUGGGGAGGGAGAGUGCUUGGAAGGGGGUUAAGAUCGGCCCAUUUGCUUCUUCCUUGCCUCGCCUGGGUCAGACUGCUUUCGAACAACGGAGCCCUUCGGACCGCCACCACCGCCAUGUCCUGGGGCUUGGUCAAGAUCCUAGUUGUGGACAUGCGUCUCGUGGGGUUCCAUCCCGGUUUGGUGGCCAGGGGCUAGCUUGAACAUGGAGGGCAAGAAGGGCCGAGGGGGGAAGAUUGGGGGCUCCCUCCGGAGGAUGAGCGGCUCCUUCAAACGCACAUCAUUGAAGGGAUCAGCCUCUGGAUCACAGAAGGGUCAAAAGGCUUGGAUAGAGAAGACCUUUUUCAAAAGAGAGUGCAUUUACAUAAUUGCCAACAGCAAAGAUACUACCAGGUGCUGUUGUGGCCAACUUCUUACUCAGCACACCCCGAUCCCUUCGAUCACAACAGCAAACAAAAAUGGAGAGGAGGCUACGAAGCAGGUGGACAUACAGCCAGAUAAAUGGUCCGUCAGUAAGCACACCCAUGCGCUCCCUACUGAUGCCUAUGGGAACCUUGAGUUUCAAGGUGGAGGGCACAGCAACAAGUCCAUGUAUAUCAGAGUGUCUUACGAUACCAAGCCGGACGCUUUGCUCCACCUCAUGGUGAAAGAGUGGCAGCUGGAACUACCCAAACUCUUGAUCUCAGUCCAUGGAGGGCUGCAGAACUUUGAGCUCCAACCUAAGCUGAAGCAAGUCUUUGGGAAGGGCCUCAUCAAGGCCGCCAUGACAACAGGUGCCUGGAUCUUCACUGGAGGAGUCAGUACAGGAGUCAUUCGCCACGUUGGAGAUGCCUUGAAAGACCAUUCUUCCAAGUCCAGAGGACGAAUCUGUGCCAUAGGAAUUGCUCCGUGGGGCAUUGUGGAAAACAAGGAAGACCUGAUUGGGAAAGACGUGACAAGAGUUUACCAAACCAUGUCAAACCCACUAAGCAAACUCUCUGUGCUCAACAGUUCCCAUACACACUUCAUUCUGGCCGACAACGGCACCCUGGGCAAAUAUGGGGCGGAAGUGAAGCUCAGGCGCCAGCUGGAGAAACACAUCUCCCUCCAGAAAAUCAACACCCGACUUGGGCAGGGGGUCCCCGUGGUCGGCCUGAUCGUGGAAGGAGGCCCCAACGUGAUUUCGAUUGUCUUGGAAUGCCUCCGUGAAGACCCCCCUCUUCCUGUUGUGAUUUGCGACGGCAGCGGGAGAGCGUCUGACAUUUUGUCCUUUGCGCACAAAUACUCAGAAGAAGGAGGCAUCAUCAGUGAGUCACUCAGGGAUCAGCUACUUGUCACCAUCCAGAAGACCUUUAACUACAGCCGGAAUCAAGCGCACCAGCUGUUUGUGAUUCUCAUGGAGUGCAUGAAGAAGAAAGAACUAAUCACGGUGUUCCGCAUGGGAUCCGAGGGACAACAAGAUAUUGAGAUGUCUAUCUUGACGGCAUUGCUUAAAGGGACCAACGCAUCCGCACCAGAUCAGUUGAGUUUAGCCUUGGCCUGGAAUCGAGUGGACAUCGCACGGAGCCAGAUCUUUGUCUUCGGACACCACUGGCCGCCUUUGGGAAGCCUUGCAGCUGGAGACGGGACGGCCCCCGAAAAGGAGAAGAAGUCUCCGGCGCCUGCGGCGAAAGGAGGAAGAGGGAAAGGCAAAGGGAAGAAGAAGGGUGGGAAGCAAAAGGAAGAGCCGGAGGAGGAAACUGAUCCAAGGAAACUGGAGCUGCUAAACUGGGUAAACUCCCUGGAGCAGGCAAUGCUCGAUGCUUUGGUCUUGGACCGGGUGGAUUUUGUGAAACUCCUGAUCGAAAACGGAGUCAGUAUGCAGCGCUUCCUCACAAUUCCUCGGCUGGAGGAGCUUUACAAUACUAGAUUGGGCCCACCAAAUACUUUACAUCUGAUUGUCAGAGAUGUGAAAAAGCGGCUAGCUAGGGGAUUUGGAUGGGUUAACAUGGAGGGCAAUCUGCCUCCAGACUACCACAUUAGCCUCAUUGACAUUGGCCUGGUGCUAGAAUAUCUCAUGGGUGGGGCGUACCGCUGCAACUAUACGCGGAAGAGCUUCCGGACCCUCUACAACAAUUUAUUUGGACCAAAGAGGCCUAAAGCUCUUAAGCUCCUUGGGAUGGAGGACGAUGAGCCUCCAACCAAAGGGAAGAAGAAGAAGAAGAAAAAGGAGGAGGAGAUUGACAUUGACGUGGACGACCCGGAGGUCAGCCGUUUCAAGUACCCCUUCCAUGAGCUGAUGGUGUGGGCCGUGCUGAUGAAGCGGCAGAAGAUGGCCCUCUUCCUCUGGCAGCGGGGAGAGGAGUCCAUGGCCAAGGCGCUGGUAGCCUGCAAACUCUACAAAGCCAUGGCCCACGAGUCUUCGGAGAGCGAGCUGGUGGACGAUAUCUCCCAAGACUUGGACAACAACUCCAAGGACUUUGGCCAGUUGGCCGUGGAACUGCUGGACCAGUCCUAUAAGCAUGAUGAGCAGGUGGCCAUGAAGCUCCUGACAUACGAGCUGAAAAACUGGAGCAACUCCACUUGUUUGAAGCUGGCUGUGGCUGCCAAGCACCGGGACUUCAUUGCCCACACUUGCAGCCAGAUGUUGUUGACAGACAUGUGGAUGGGGAGGCUGCGCAUGCGGAAGAACCCGGGUCUUAAGGUCAUAAUGGGCAUCCUGUUUCCACCCACCAUCUUGUUCCUGGAGUUCCGCACCUGCGAUGACUACUCCUAUCAAACAUCAAAGGAGAACGAAGUUGGGAAAGAAAAGGAGGAGGACAACGCGGAUGCCAAUGUUGACACAGGUUCCCGAAAGGGAGAUGAGGAAGAUGGAAACAAAAAGCAAAAGAGCCUUCCCAUUGGGACAAAGAUCUAUGAAUUCUACAAUGCCCCUAUUGUGAAAUUUUGGUUUUACACAAUUGCAUACCUGGGCUACUUAAUGAUGUUCAACUAUAUCAUCCUGGUGCGGAUGGACCGGUGGCCGUCGCUCCAAGAAUGGAUUGUCAUCUCCUACAUUGUGACCUUGGCUUUAGAGAAAGUGAGAGAGAUCCUGAUGUCAGAACCUGGUAAACUUAGCCAGAAAAUCAAAGUGUGGCUGCAGGAAUAUUGGAACAUCACUGACCUGGUGGCCAUUUCCGUGUUCAUCAUCGGGGCCAUCCUUCGCUUGCAGAACCAGCCUUACAUGGGAUACGGGAGAGUCAUCUACUGUGUGGACAUCAUCUUCUGGUACAUCCGAGUCCUGGACAUCUUUGGCGUGAAUAAGUAUUUGGGACCCUACGUCAUGAUGAUUGGAAAGAUGAUGAUCGAUAUGCUGUACUUCGUGGUGAUUAUGCUGGUGGUCCUGAUGAGCUUUGGAGUCGCCCGGCAGGCCAUCCUUCACCCCGACGAGGAGCCCUCUUGGCGCCUGGCCCGCAACAUCUUCUACAUGCCUUACUGGAUGAUCUACGGAGAGGUGUUUGCUGACCAGAUAGACCGUAAGAGCAGAGUUCAUAUCUAUGCCAUGGAAAUUAAUCCUCCAUGUGGGGACAACCUUUAUGACGAAGAUGGCAAACGGCUUCCUCCUUGCAUCCCGGGUGCCUGGCUGACUCCGGCCAUCAUGGCUUGUUACCUCUUGGUCGCCAACAUCUUGCUGGUCAACCUGCUGAUCGCUGUCUUCAACAACACCUUCUUUGAAGUGAAGUCCAUCUCCAACCAGGUCUGGAAAUUCCAGCGGUACCAGCUGAUCAUGACCUUCCACGACCGGCCGGUGCUUCCUCCUCCCAUGAUCAUCUUCAGCCACAUUUACAUCAUCAUGGUCCGCCUCUGCUGCCGCUGCAAGAAGCAAAGGGAAGGGGAGCAAGACGAACGCGACCGAGGGCUGAAGCUGUUUCUAAAUGAUGAAGAGUUGAAAAAGCUGUAUGAGUUUGAGGAACAAUGUGUUGAAGAAUAUUUCCGUGAAAAAGAGGAUGAAGAACAGUCUUCCAAUGAUGAACGGAUCCGAGUUACUUCUGAAAGAGUUGAGAACAUGUCUAUGAGAUUAGAAGAAGUGAACGAACGGGAGCACUUCAUGAAAGCCUCGCUGCAGACAGUCGACCUCCGGCUUUCUCAGUUGGAAGAGCUUUCCAGCCGAAUGGCCAACGCUUUGGAAAAACUGGCCGGGAUCGACAAGGCCGAGCUGACCCACACUCGUUCCAGAGCCUCCUCCGAGUGCGACGUGGCUUACCUCCUCCGUCAGAGCAGCGUGAACAGUUCGGACGGCUACGGCAUGUUCCGGUAUCACGGCGAUGAGCUUGUCUACGACGACUUGCCCCCCGCCCCGAUGUCCCCGGCUAUGGCGCUGCGUAAAGCGGACUCCAAGCUGCACCUGUCUCCGGAACGCCAAGGAAGUCUCCGCUCCACUUCCAGCCUGAGUGCAGUGGCUGCUUUGGACCACGGCAGGCACACCUUAGACGUUGCACAGACCGUUGGCGGACUCCAUAUGGGAGACAGGCCAGACCACAGCAAGAGUGAAGGGACCAUAUCCCAAACCUUCAGCCAAACAGAUAGUGCUUUAAGUGGGCAGUCCGGAAGGAGGUCAGACCUCCCGAACGCUUGCAUGGCCCUUGAGAGGACCAAAUUGGAAGCCACCAUCUCCUACCCCUUGGACAAAACUCGAGCCAUGAAGUACUGCCCUUCAGAAACGUUUGAUGGUUGUCAGGCAACCAUGAUGAAAUCCAGGAGCUAUAUAUUUGCACAAGGUGGGAAGAUGGUCGGAGGCGUGAACAACUGGGCCAUUGUGGACCACGAGUACCAGACCAUCAUGGACCAGGUGUGCCCCGCCACGGUCGAGCAAUGGACGGCCGAAUGGAAGUACGAGCUACAGCAGAAGCUGGAGGACGAGCCACCUCCCGAAUACCCUGGCAUCGUGUCCGAGGCGGAGAUGCAAGCGGAGCGGAAACCGAUGCUGACCGACACCGAGGACGACAGUGACGCCGGUGGUGAAGUCGUGGGCCUCAGUGCCUCCCACCCAUCUUCGCCGGUCAGUAGGAGGACGGACAAAGAGGACCAGCUUCUGGUGAACUCUGACCGGACUUAUGAGUUCCCGUCCAUCCGCUCAAAGAGUUUACAUGGCCAUUCACGGAAAGCCAAGUCCGUUAAAGACAAGCUAAUUAGGCCGGGACAUGCCAGCAGUGUCAGUAGUCUCGUGGUCACCUGCGGAAAUGCGACGGAAGAGCCCAAAACGAACAAAGAAAAUGCCUCCGGCACAGAAACAGAGUGCUAAAAUGGCCUUUCCCCACCCUCACCAAGUAUCUGGCUUUCUCGACUCGGUCAGAACAUCACAGAAGGAACACACAUUGCUCGAUGAGCAAAUUGGCCUUGGGUCAUUUAUGGUGUUUUCUUUUGCAGGCGCAUCGGCAUCCUCUUCUUUCUGUCUUUGGAUGAAGAGAAUCACAUGCUCCAUACGAAUGUGGCAUGGAGUCUCUUGUUUCAAUUAGGCACCAGAUUCAAAUGUCGAUAGGAUGGGGGUGUUUUAAUAUUUGUCAUACAUUUUUAAAAAAUAUAUAUAUCUAAAACAACCACAAAAA
Molecule: messenger RNA, 5562 nt
Organism: Anolis sagrei ordinatus
Lineage: Eukaryota; Metazoa; Chordata; Lepidosauria; Squamata; Anolidae
Gene: TRPM1
Product: transient receptor potential cation channel subfamily M member 1
Biological process (GO): metal ion transport; protein tetramerization; monoatomic cation transmembrane transport
Cellular component (GO): plasma membrane
Molecular function (GO): calcium channel activity
Source: RefSeq, a predicted model, not a curated record